Messenger RNA from Neohortaea acidophila, 2180 nucleotides. Its product is annotated as P-loop containing nucleoside triphosphate hydrolase protein. Bases 22 to 2127 code for a protein of 701 amino acids. Gene Ontology annotation, molecular function: ATP binding; RNA binding. The transcript has a single exon. Gene Ontology annotation, cellular component: catalytic step 2 spliceosome; intracellular anatomical structure. The record is from RefSeq and is a predicted model, not a curated record. NCBI's taxonomy places the organism in Eukaryota, Fungi, Ascomycota, Dothideomycetes, Mycosphaerellales, Teratosphaeriaceae.
CCAACACAUUCACAGUCCACGAUGGCUCGAGACGAUGCUGCGCUGUCACUCAAGCGCAAACGAGACGGAGAACCGCAUCCAAAUCUCCAAGCCAAACGGCAAAAGCUGAUCGAAGGCCGCCGCAACCUCCCAAUAUGGAAGCAGCAGGACGGGAUCCGGAAGGCUUUGCGCCAGCAUCAAGUCUUGAUUCUAUCCGGAGAGACAGGGUCGGGCAAAAGUACGCAGGUGCCGCAAUUUCUGCUCCAGGAAGCCUGGAACACAGGCAAAAUCGCAGUCACCCAACCGCGGCGAGUGGCAGCCAUCACGUUGGCUCAUCGCGUGGCGGACGAGGUGGGCACGCCUUGCGGUUCGUCUUCUCCGGCGAGUAAAGUGGGCUACAGCGUGCGGUUCGACGACUCCACCAGUCCUUCGACACGCAUCAAGUUCGUCACCGAAGGCAUUCUCUUGCAGGAGAUGCUGCGGGAUGCGACGCUAGGGGAAUACAGCUGCGUGAUUGUGGAUGAAGUGCACGAACGCAGCGUCAAUGUCGACCUCCUUCUGGGGUUUCUCAAACAGCUCUUGAUGGGCCGCACGAAACGCCAAAAACCGUUAAAGGUCGUGGUCAUGAGCGCUACUGCCGAUGUGGACAGUAUUUUUCGCUUCUUCACUACGACUGACGGCCCUGCAAAUGGACUGGACCCUGCUGAAAACCACCUACCAAACGGCAACGGUGAAGAUGUGUCAAAACACUCCCAGACGAACAUCAAAGUCGCCAUCUCGCACGUCGAAGGACGACAAUACCCGGUCAACAUGCACUAUCUCUCCAAACCAACCAACGAUCUGAUCGAUACCGGUCUGCAACGCAUCUUCCAGAUCCACUGCAAAGAACCCAUGCCUGGCGAUAUCCUCGUCUUCUUGACCGGCCAGGAGUCUAUACAAACCCUUCAAAAGCUUGCAGAGGAGUUUGCUGAGAGUCUAGGCCGUGAAGUGCCAAAGCUCUUGGUCUUGCCACUCUUUGCUGCCCUCCCGCAAGCAGCGCAGCAGCGUAUCUUUCUGCCCGCACCGGCCAAUACGAGAAAAGUCAUCUUGUCUACCAACAUUGCUGAAACUUCCGUGACAGUGCCCGGUGUACGGUUCGUCGUGGACACAGGGAAAGCCAAGAUCAGACAGUUCCGCAGUCGGCUGGGCCUGGAGUCUUUGCUUGUCAAGACCAUCUCCAAAUCGUCGGCCGAUCAAAGAAAGGGGCGCGCUGGUCGUGAAGCUCCCGGUCAGUGCUAUCGCUUGUACACCGAGGACGGCUACAAGUCCUUGGAGAAAGACAACACCCCCGAGAUUCUGAGGUGUGAAUUAAGCCAAGCGUUGCUCAAUAUGAAGGCGAGGGGCGUGGACGAUGUGCUCAACUUCCCGCUCCUGACACCACCUCGCCGUGAAACGAUGGAAAAGGCGCUUCUUCAAUUACUACAACUGGGAGCCCUUGACGAGAACGGAAAAAUCAGUAAGACUGGCCGGCAAAUGGCACGCCUACCCCUCACUCCAUCUCUCGGUCGCGUUAUCAUCGAAGCCGCGAGAGCAGAAACCAGCUGCCUUCUCGAAGUCAUCGACAUCGUCGCUUGUCUCAGCGUGGAGAACAUCUUCCUCAACACGGACACCGAAGAAGCGAGAGAGGAAGCGCAGAUCGCGCGCUCCCAGCUCUACCGCAGAGAAGGCGACCAUCUGACUCUGAUGACGGCCGUCAGAGCUUAUGCCGAAGCGGACGACCGCCGCCGCUGGUCCGACAAACACCUCAUCUCGCACCGAGCCAUGCAAAGCGUGAUGGAUGUGAGGAAGCAGCUACGCGCACAAUGUCAAGCUGCCAAACUUACGGACGGCGACAAGACCCCGUCCGCCUCUGCUUCCGCGGAAGAAGUGGCUGAGAACAUCCUCAAGUGCUUCUUGCGCGGCUUCUGGAAUAAUGUUGCUCGUCUGUGUCCGGACGGAAGCUACAAGACUUUCGUCGGGAAUCAGACUGUUGCUAUCCACCCGAGCAGCUUUCUGUAUGGCAGGAAGACUGAGGCGAUCAUGUACAAUGAAUUCGUGUAUACCAAUAAGACUUAUGCGAGAGGCGUGAGCGCCGUGCAGGUGCGAUGGCUUGACGAUAUCUUGGGGUGAGGACGGGAUAUGUAUCUGGCGAUAUACAGCGUCUGACGUAGGAACUCUACACU